This is a messenger RNA of Lolium perenne, 920 nucleotides long. Its product is annotated as late embryogenesis abundant protein B19.4. Gene Ontology annotation, cellular component: cytosol. Gene Ontology annotation, biological process: response to abscisic acid. The record is from RefSeq and is a predicted model, not a curated record. NCBI's taxonomy places the organism in Eukaryota, Viridiplantae, Streptophyta, Magnoliopsida, Poales, Poaceae.
CAUCAAGCAAUCACACACCCCGUACAAGCAGUCUCUCACACACAAUACAGCACCAGCUAGCGUCGGUUCUCAGUUGAAUUUGAAGGCGAUGGCGUCCAAGCAGCAGGAGAGGUCGGAGCUGGAGAGCAUGGCCCGCGAGGGGCAGACCGUCGUCCCCGGCGGGACCGGAGGGAAGUCCGUCGAGGCGCAGGAGAAUCUCGCCGAAGGGCGCAGCCGAGGUGGGCAGACUCGGAAGGAGCAGCUCGGGGAAGAAGGGUACCGCGAGAUGGGGCACAAAGGCGGGGAGACUCGCAAGGAGCAGCUCGGAGAGGAAGGUUACCGCGAGAUGGGGCACAAAGGCGGGGAGGCUCGCAAGGAGCAGCUCGGGGAAGAAGGGUACCGCGAGAUGGGCCACAAGGGCGGGGAGACUCGCAAGGAGCAGUUAGGGGAGGAAGGGUACCGCGAGAUGGGGCGCAAGGGCGGACUGAGCACCAAGGAGGAGUCCGGCGGCGAGCGCGCCGCCAGGGAGGGCAUCGACAUCGACGAGUCCAAGUUCAAGACCAAGUCCUAGAUGACCAGUGCUCACCUAGCAGAGCAAGCAGCUCAGUGCUGAUGUCUGAAAGUAGCUGGCUGUUAGUUUACCUCCGUAGUGCGCCCCGUACCACUGAAUAAUGUAGGUCAGAUCCUGACGAUGUGCAUGCAUGUAGGCGAUCAUAUGUAGUAUGAUCAUGUGUGCUUCGUAGCUAUAGCCUGUAGUGGUUAGUUGAGUCAGUUAACCAGGUGUCCGUGUUAGUCGAAGUGUGUUGUGGCUCAUCUGGCUUCCCAGCCAAUGCCCAACAGUGUCCUAUGUAUCUUUGCGUCUUCAGUAAUGGUAGUCGUUUGUUGCUGAAAUCUAAACCUUUAAUAUGAAUGCUACCACGUGCUAGUUGUUGGGUUUUUCA